Molecule: messenger RNA, 9201 nt
Organism: Xyrichtys novacula (pearly razorfish)
Lineage: Eukaryota; Metazoa; Chordata; Actinopteri; Labriformes; Labridae
Source: the annotation of a GenBank genome assembly
GUUUCAGUGACACAGCCAGUGAUGAGAAUCAAUCACACAUUUAAACGUAAUUCGAAAUGGAUGAUGGCCUGUAAUAUAUUUGUGUUUAUCAGUAAAAUUUAUGGACUUGUCAUGUUUAUGAACAUAAACAUUAUGGUGCUUAACUGUCUUCUCAAUUUUCAUCACUGUGUUGUUUUCCAUAUAAGUCACGAUAUUAUUGUUUUUGUGGUAUUUUAUAGCCGUGAUAAUAGUGAGGUGAAAAUCUGACAUUGUGACAGUCCCAGUCUGAGCCAUAGACUGUCUGAAAUGAUGGAUGACUCAACAGAGAUCCCAAGUGAAGCCAAAACUUUUAAACCUUAUAUUGCAGCUCAGUGCACUUGGAGGGGUGCUCGCCUGGGGAGUAAUUUGGGCUAGAACCGCCACUGACGACGGACAACUUGGUUCCGCCUCCCGCCUGUAAACGGAUUUGAAGCCAAAAAGUUCUCGGUAUUUCUGCGAUUUUUCUUCAUUUCCUGAAACUAACAUUGCGCAGUAGCGUUGUACGCAUUUGGCGAGAGAGUCGCUGUGAUGACGCUCGGCUCAAACAGCGAACCGGGUGAGCUACACAAUCUUCGUACGCCAAUAGGCUGUAUCAAGUUUCAAUCAUAGAAAACAUGAACCCCCUAAUAACCUUCAAAAACGGAGCUUCACAGAAAAAAGAGGACUUGAUCAAAAACCAGUCUGACAGUAACUAUAUGUCAACAUUGCAACCAUUUAUGAUUUAUGACCUAUACUGCAGCCCAUCACCAGAGGGUGCUGUUCUCGGAGUGGCUUCACCCAGCGAGGAGGCAGAUGGCGUCCAUUCUAUAUACAGUCUAUGGUGUGAGCGUACGGAGUAUUCACAUGCAGGAUACUUGUGCAGGAAAAGUCCACUCAGCAUAUACUCAGUGAGGUUGUUAGCAGUUUUGUGAUUCAUGUAAUCUUCAUCUUUACUAAGCUAAAAAAAAAGAUCAGAAGCUAAGCUAGCAUAUCAAAUUAAACAAACAGAUUUAAUCAGCAGGCGAGUAAUCGGGUGUAACAGGCUCUUUUCCUCUGCGUUAACAUCCACAUGGGAAAAAGAAACUAGUAUUACUUGAUUUGAAGACUGACGGCUGGUCCUUUCAUCCUGGACAUCUUUAGUCACCGUGUCGAGUUUUAUAGAGUCAGGGAAAAAAAUCCCUUUGUAGUGGGCUCUCAGCUGAAAUAAUGAUUACAAAACAUAACCCACUUCAGGAACACCAAACAAUAAGAUGCCAGUGGGGAUUGCAUAGUUCACAUCAAUCACUCAGCAGUAAGCCUGUAUGUGGCCUGGAUUUGCUUAAAGAGAUUACUCUAAGAAGUUAGAGAAUAGACGUUUUGUGUUCACCUCCUACUUUUAAAAAUCUACAGUCUGCAGCUGGAACAAUGUAAGACCUGUAUCUGAGCCUGUAAAAGAGAAAUACGACGAAGGAGCUAUAAACUCUGUCUUCAGACUGAUCCAGAGAGGUCUGUGAGCCAGCUCCACGGCCGAUACUCGGGGCCAACAAAACAAAUCAAAACACUCCUGCUCUCUGAAUAAACUGUGCGGUGUUACGCUUGUUUAUUGAGGUGUUGCAGCUGCAACUCUCAACUUCCCUGCGCCAAUCCUCAGAGAACAAUGUGAGGAUGUGAUUAUUUUUGAUAAUCUCAAGGUAAGCUGCCAGGCUGCUGAAAUCCAGGGCUGUUUAAGCGAGAGGAAAAAGUCCAAACAGAAACAAAGAGGUUUGUUCUACUCUGCUGCUUUGGCUGAUUCUUAUCCUGUGAUUUCUCAAAUAUGAAAAGUUUACCGAUCAACAGAAACUUCACCUUGGACUAACUCAGAUUAAGAGUUUAUUUGGUGGGUGGAAUUUAUCAGCUGAUCUCAAAGAGCAGAUUUUUAAGUUGUUGUGAAUUUGUCAGUGGUCGUAUUUCCUCUGAGGGAAAAUUCAGGACACAGAGGAAAAUAAGCAGAUUGAACUGGCUUCUAACAGACACAGGUGGCUCAUUCAUCAGAUCCAUGAUGAAGAUUUAAAGUUGAAAAAUAAAAAAACAUCUCUUCAAACUUUACUGCAACAUAAAAAAACACCUUAAAUAUGAGUCUGUUCAGUCUCUUCAUGUGUUUCUAACCACAUGUGUGUCUUCAGUCUGACGAAACAGAGAGGACAGACCUAAACACACACAGAGCGAUUGAAAAACGACCCCACACACCACCAACUCUCCGCAGAAAGAGGUCAAAGGUCAGGUACAACUCAGCAUCCCAACAGAGGAACUCCACAGAGCUGAGCUGAUUUACUGCACGAAUAAUAAAUCAGCUCUGCUCAGCAUUUCUGAAAAACUGAAACUGAGUCAUGACAGGGUCUGUUUCAAAGAGCUCUGAAUCUGAGUCACCAAACAGACAGGACAAGACCGCCCUCUAGUGGUAAGAAUAGACCAGACUAAAACAUAAAAGAAUGAAAAAUAGAGCAGAGUAAUAUGGAACAGUAAAGUGACUGUUAUUGUAUUGUUAUUGUCCUCCUGCCCUCUGGCUGCCGCUACAGGAGCCUCCAGGUCAGGACCAGCAGGCUAAGAGACUUUCACAGAGCACUCACUCUCUUGAACUCUCAUCCUGUUAAAGCACACAUUAGAUAGAUAGAUAGAUAGAUAGAUAGAUAGAUAGAUAGAUAGAUAGAUAGAUAGAUAGACAUGCCUAUAUAUUUAUCAUCUAUGUUGUAAAUAAUAUUUGAUACUUGCGCUAUUGCACUUCUGGUGAGAUGAUAAACUGCAUUUUGUUGCACUGUUCUGAAUAAGUGUAAUGACAAUAAAGUUGAAUCUAAUCUAAUGUGGCAAGGUCGCCCUCUAGUGGUAAGAAUAAACUAGAAUAGAGGAGAUAAGAUUGGAAAAUGGAACAGAAUAGAAUAGAAUAGAAUAAAUGAAAGUUAUUGUAUGUGGCGAGGUCGCCCUCUAGUGGUAGGAAUAGAAUGGUAAACAGAAUAGAAUAGAAUAGAAUAACGACUGUUAUUAAAUUAUAGUAUACAGCUACCUAAAAAGUGAUGCAUCUGAAACAGUUGGUAAAUAUAUGACUAAAGACAAACAAUCUAGCUAAACAGAAAAAAACACAAACAAUCAAACUGUAUGAGCUGUAAAGUGAAAGGAAACUACAAACGAGAUCAAUUAAACUUAACUGUACUGUGGUUUACUUUAUAACCAAAGAAGCUGUUUAUCUACUUUGACUCAUCAGUUUGAUGCUCCGUGGAAAUAAACAGUUUUUAAGUUUAAAUAAAAACACAAUCAGGUAAUCAAUCAGAGAAUGGUUAAUCCUGUAUAAAAGUGAGAGUAGAACCUACUAACAGGUGGAUGUGGACUCACAGAGUUCUUUUCCUCCACAAAGAUACAGUUUUUCCGAUUUUAGAAAAAUAACAAUCUAAUGAUAAAUCUUUCACAUACAACGAUUCAAUUUCUAUUCAUAAAUGCAACAAAUAAAAACUAAAAUUUACAAACCAAAAAAAUAAUAAUUUAUUGAAUGAAUAAACGUUAACUGAGGGAAACUUAAAAAUAUCGUAGAAAGAAAAUAAACUAAACAGUCGCUUCGAAAUGACGCACGAAUUCAGCUGACGUCAUCAAAGCGCACCGUACAGCAAGCUCCGAGCGGUAAGAGAUAAAUUCUCCUAAAAUAAAGGAAAAUAAAGACAAAUACGAGGUUUUAAUCAACUGAAAUGAGAAUUUUGUGGUCUGUUAGUGUAAAAAAAAUCAAAAGUAAAGACUGUGUGUGGAUGUAAGGUGUGAGAGUAGCAGAGAAAUCGGUGUCUGUAAUUUUGUCGAUUCAUCUUCGUGUCUGUUUAUCAGGUUCAUGUUUUCUAAAGAUUAAAACACUUUUAACGACAACAGUUAGGAUGAAACAGCUCUGUUGAAAUUAAAAACGGACAUUUUUAAGUGUUUUCACGGUCAUUUGUUUCCCUAAAUCUGUUGGUUUCAGACCGGCCUGUUUUCUCUUUCACUUUCACAGCCUUGAGAUUAAACUCCGCAGUAACUCUCUUUAUCAUCUCUGUUUAUCUUCUUUAACCUCAUUAAACUUCAUUUAUUUGUGUUUCCACUCUCACAGGGUCUGACUACAGUCUACAAACAUGGUGAGUAUCCUUCAUUAUUUCAUCUGUCUGUGUUGUAGAUUUACUGAAGGACAAAAACAAAUCAUCAAAUACUGUUACCUGUCUACAUCUAUCUUAAAUUAUAGUUAUAAUUAAAGUACAUUUACAGAAGUAAGCUCAAUUUUUCUCUUUAUAGUUCAACUAUAUAUUUAAUUAACACCUGUAACAUUGUUGUCUGUGUUUUAUUGUUCUUAUCGAUCAUUUUUAACUUGAUUUAAUCGGUUUUCUUCUUUACAUUCAGUCCCGGCGAUAUGAUUCACGGACGACCAUCUUCUCCCCUGAGGGUAAGAGUUUCUGAAUAAAGUCAGUGAUAAUACUGUAAGCUGAACAGUGAGCUUCUUCUAUUUGUUUUUGUUAUUUUAAAGGGAUAUUCUGGGGUAGAAUUAAUUUAGGGUCAAACACAGAGUUAGACACCCCCUCGAGAGAUGAAUGUUGCUGACCGCUUGCUUCUCUAGUUAUAUCAACUUUAGUAAUGACCGCAGGAUAGCAACACAGAGUGGUCUACAUCUCCACGCCCAAACCUCAACCAAAACUCCACUCUAUAGCCACAAAUAAUGCUCAGAACAGCACCUAACUUCAUCAACAGGACAUAUAGGGUUAAAGAAAUCAGGCUAAACUAAAACGCUGUUUGGCGGCUAGUACUGUGGUUGGGACCCGUUAUGGCGUGUUUGACAAUUUUACGUCAGAAUAUCCCUUUAAGUGCUGUCUCUAUAUUAAACAAUGUGUAUUAUGUGAAGGCAUCUAUGUUUACCUUAUACUGUCUGUGUCAUUCGCAGGGCGGCUGUAUCAGGUUGAGUACGCCAUGGAAGCCAUCGGGCACGCCGGCACGUGCCUGGGAAUUUUAGCGAAUGAUGGCGUGCUGCUGGCGGCUGAGAGGAGGAACAUCCACAAGCUGCUGGAUGAAGUGUUCUUCUCUGAGAAAAUCUACAAGCUGAAUGAGUGAGUCAUUAUCUUUUCUAAAGCUAUGGUGAGAGGUGAACUGUAGGGAGGAGAGAGAAGACGAUGACAUGAUCGGCUGAAACUGCUGUGAUGAGGGCUUCUGUAGCGUCUGUAUGUGCACCUCUCCUAACUCUUCCUGUUUCUUUGCAGGGACAUGGCGUGCAGCGUGGCGGGAAUCACAUCAGAUGCGAACGUACUGACCAACGAGCUGAGGCUCAUAGCACAGAGGUGAGCUGCUGUCCGACUUUGGUCCUCGUAUUUUCUCUUGUUACAAAUAGUUCUUGUUUGAAAAUGAUCGUUGAUGUUCCAGGUACCUGCUGCAGUAUCAGGAGCCAAUGCCGUGUGAGCAGCUGGUCACGGCUCUGUGUGACAUCAAACAAGCCUACACCCAGUUUGGAGGUAAGAAAUAUCAUCGCACAGUUAAGAUUUAUCUAAAGACAUAAAAAUACUACUAUGCCUGCAUUUCGCUCAAGUGUUUGCCUCAGCUUUUUACUUCGGGAUCUUAUGGACCCUGUAGACCCUGUAUCCUCGUUGUAGAAGUCCUGCAAACAUUGUGUUUGCUGGUAGUCUGUUGGCAUCUACAGGAGCACCAAUGCUUUUGACUUUCACCUUGACUGGGCCCCAUUUGUAAUGAUCUGAAGUAUUUAUCUGCAUUAUAUCGGAAUUUAAUUGGAACGAUACGAGCGAGCAGGAGCGUCUGUUUGUGGGCGGGGCUUGCUGGAGCAGAGAGGGAGGGGAGAGGAGGAGCUGAGGGGAAAACUGGUUUGGAGGGGUAGAGUUUACAUUCAAGAUUCCUCCUAAAAACUGGAACUUCCUCAUAUCCUGACUACCCCACCUUUAAUCGGAGUGAGGCAAUAAUUUGGUUUUCUUGAGUGUCAUGUAAACAUACUGAAUAUCAGAUCAAAAUGAGAGUUUCACAAGUUUCAAAUGAAGUCUUGUUCAAAUUUCAAAGUAAAAUCAUGAUCAACACUCCAGCUGAAUAUGUGUGUGUGUCUGUUUCCACAGGGAAGCGUCCCUUCGGAGUCUCUCUGCUCUACAUGGGCUGGGAUAAACACUACGGCUUCCAGCUCUACCAGAGCGACCCCAGCGGAAACUACGGAGGCUGGAAGGCCACCUGCAUCGGCAACAACAGCGCUGUGAGUCUCACUAAAUCUUUGAACCUUGUACAGAUGAGUUAACACUGAAGUAGGCCGAAUUAGAAACCUGCAGUUCCACUCACUGACACCAGAGGGCGCAGCUGCUCUUCAAACACAGCUGUUACCAAAAGAAGUGUAGGCUGUGGGUAAACAGACAUGCUGUGGCCUACAUAGUGCUGACUCUUGGGGCGUCUAAUUGUGUAAGUCCUGAUUCAUGAUGGUUUUGUUAAUCUGAGUGGGUCUCUAGGGGGCGGCACACAAUGCAUUAUGGGUAGCCGAGCAGCUCCAGAGCAUUGUGUGAGCGUUUUUGUCCAGGAUAGCUUACAGAACCCUGAGUGCACGCAGUUUUACUUUGGGGGUCUCCAGUGAGGAAACACACACCUGAUCCUGACAGUGGGAGUUUUGUGCUCCACACAGUGAGGCGUUCAGGAGCGGGUAUCAGAUAUCUGAGAGAUGAGGAUGAACCCGGGUGUAAAUGCAGUCCUCACAAAACAGAGCAGAUGGGAUUCUGCAGAUUCUGAUAACAAAAAGGAAAGUGUUUUUUUUUUUUUUUUUAAGCAGUCAGGGUGGUUUCUAACACGGUCUGUCUUUGUUCCUGUGAACCCUCACAGGCUGCAGUCUCCAUGCUAAAACAGGACUACAAGGAGGGCGAGAUGACUCUCUCCACAGCCCUCGCUCUGGCCAUCAAAGUCCUCAACAAAACCAUGGAUGUGAGCAAGCUGUCCGCAGAGAAAGGUGUGGGUUUAAGCCGAGUGCACACACUGAACAUUUUACAGGAUUUCAUCCACUGAUCUGUGAGCCGACUGUCAGCAAAGAAAUCCCACGCUAAGGCUGUCGCUUUUUCCCGAUAUCAGCUUCAAACAAAUAACGAACAUGACUUCUGUCUUUACCUCCUCAGUUACUGUUUAAUUAAGUUAAACACAACAGUAACUCAACUCAACUCUAUUUGUAAAGCUCUUUAAAACAACCACAGCUGAACAAAGUGCUGUACAGAAACAGACAAAACAGCGCAGACAUAAAAACAAUCAAAAAACAAUUAAAACAGUGGAUAAAAUAAAAGCAGAUAUUAAAAAGUAAAAUAUAGUUUCAAUGUUUUUAAAAACUCAUUUAAAAACAUAGAAACAAAUAACUAAAAACAAACCAUAAAACACUAAAACAGGAGCAGAGUCUCAUGCAGGGUUGAAAGCCAAUGAAUAAAAACGGGUUUUAAGACGAGUUUUAAAAAUGGACAGUGUGGGGGCUUGUCUGAUUCGGAGGGGGAGCUCGUUCACAACAGAAAAAGAUCUAUCCCCUCUGAGCUUCAGUUUGGACCUCAGUACCUCCAGGAGCAGCUGAUCAGCUGACCUGAGGCACUGAGCGAGCAGGGGUGGAGAAGCUCAGAUGGAAACAGACCAUUUAAAGAUUUAAAAACAAAUAAAAGAAUCUUAAAAUGAACUCUAAAAUGCACGGGUAACCAGUGGAGGGAGGCCAGGAUGGGAGGAAUGUGCUCCCUCUCAUGUACUCCACUUAAGAGCCGGGCGGCUGCGUUUUAUACCAACUGGAGACGUGAGAGGGAGGACUGGCUGACUCCAAAAUAAAGUGCGUUACAGUAAUCCAGCCGAGAUGUAACAACAGCAUGGAUUCCUGUUUCAACAUGCUUAUGUACAAGGAAUGGUUUUGCCUUAGUCAGCUGCCUCAUAUGAUAAAAGCUUUAUUUCACUACUGAGCUAAUUUGCCUGUCGAAUUUAAAAUCACUGUCCAUCUUAGAACCCAAAUUUGAGACGGUUGGCUAUAAAUAGUCGGCUAAAAUACCCAUAUCAGAGACAGCAGCCCCUUUAGACUCUAAUAUAAACACUUUCCUGGACAGAAAAAGUCAAAUUACCAACAUAAUAAUUUCAAUAAACUCAAACCGCUAUAAUAUUGGCACAAAGACAACUUGACAAAAACAUACAUGUAACAAGCAGCAGUCGCCUCCGGCAAGGGAAUGGCUGGAAAACAGGCAGUCAUGCGAAGGCAGACACUUUGGUAUUACAUCACUUCACUGUUGUGUCUCGUCAGCUGCCGCCUCAGCCACGAGGUGAGUCAGUCAGCUUGUACUCUUAUCUUUGUCUUUAACUUUUCCAUCUAAUGUCUGUUAUUUCCAGGAUUAAAGUCAAAUAUAAUUUUCCAGAAGACUGAAGGAUCAUGAUGAUCCUCAUAAAUACAGAGAGACAGAGGCAGAGAUAACACUCGUACAUGUUGGAGCUUUUUACUGCCUCACCAACCAUGUGAGGGCAAAUUUCCAUUUAUACAAACCUUAUUAUAAUCGGACGGAGGGAAGAGGAAGCAACAAACAAAAAGAAUCAAAUAUGAUUAUAAAUGCAAAACUCCAGCUGCACUCAAAGACGAUAAAGUCACCCAGUCUGUUUCAGUUCAAGUCUAAAACUCUCAAGAUUCGCGACGCUGCAGGAUUUCAAAUCAAAACAAAGACGGAGGCCGAGAACAAACCGUUCCUCAGCAACUUCACCACAUUAAGAAACAUCAGAAAACAAUGGCCCUGUUUGUUCUAGGCGUGGUUUUUAUUUGUUUAUCUUAAAUAUAAGGGUGAGUCUGCAGUCAGCGAGCUUUAAGACCCGGUCGACCUGUUUGAGGUCUAUGAGGUGAUCGCCAGGCGUCAGUGUCUUUGUGCCAACAUGUUCCAAAGCAAAAGCUGCCUUCUAAAACACAUUCAUAAUACGCAAAUCUGUUUCAGUGGAGAUCGCCACCCUGACCCGCGAGAACGGCAAGACCUGCAUCAAAGUGCUGAAGCUGAAGGAGGUGGAGGAGCUGAUCAAGAAGCACGAAGCCGAGGAGGCCAAAGCUGAGAAAGACAAGAAAGAGAAGGAGCAGAAGGAGAAGGACAAGUAGAGAGACGCUGACCUUCACGAGUUUGAGUUUGAGUGUGAGAGUGAAUGUGAGUCUGAAUGAGACGGUGAAAACGGAGCUUUCAGGUGUGUCGUUUUUUUGUUUCUACGAAUAAAUCCAGUUGAUAAAUGACUGAAUUUGCUAUUUCA